Schistocerca cancellata (South American locust) is the source of this 519-nucleotide messenger RNA. Its product is annotated as antigen LPMC-61-like. The transcript is spliced from 2 exons. The coding region runs from base 1 to 519 and encodes 172 amino acids. NCBI's taxonomy places the organism in Eukaryota, Metazoa, Arthropoda, Insecta, Orthoptera, Acrididae. The record is from RefSeq and is a predicted model, not a curated record.
AUGGAGAAACGCAAAUAUGGAGAAGCGCAAAUAUCGGAGAAGCGCAAAUAUCGGAGAAGUACAAAUAUUGGAGAAGAAGAAGGGAUCAAAACGCAAGAAUGGGAGAAAACGCAACAGUGGCAGGAGGCGCAACAGUGGCAGGAGGCGCAACAGUGGCAGGAGGCGCAACAGUGGCAGGAGGCGCAACAGUGGCAGGAGGCGCAACAGUGGCAGGAGGCGCAACAGUGGCAGGAGGCGCAACAGUGGCAGGAGGCGCAACAGUGGCAGGAGGCGCAACAGUGGCAGGAGGCGCAACAGUGGCAGGAGGCGCAACAGUGGCAGGAGGCGCAACAGUGGCAGGAGGCGCAACAGUGGCAGGAGGCGCAACAGUGGCAGGAGGCGCAACAGUGGCAGGAGGCGCAACAGUGGCAGGAGGCGCAACAGUGGCAGGAGGCGCAACAGUGGCAGGAGGCGCAACAGUGGCAGGAGGCGCAACAGUGGGUGAAGAAAACAUGGGAGAAACUCAAAUCCUUCUUCUAG